Molecule: messenger RNA, 855 nt
Organism: Papaver somniferum (opium poppy)
Lineage: Eukaryota; Viridiplantae; Streptophyta; Magnoliopsida; Ranunculales; Papaveraceae
Exons: 1
Coding region: 1-855 (284 amino acids)
Molecular function (GO): nucleic acid binding; zinc ion binding
Source: RefSeq, a predicted model, not a curated record
AUGGAAGAGAAAAGGAUUUGUGAGAAGAUUCUAAGUUGGUUACCAGAAAAAUUUGAACCCAUUGUGGCGGUUUUGGAAGCAACAAAAUAUCUCUCUACAAUGGAAUCACAAGAGUUAUGGGCUCAAUUGAAAGUCUAUGAAGAAAGGGUGCCUCGGCACUCCGAAAAAUCAAUUGAAAGUGCUUUUCAAUCGAAAAUGAAUUUGGACACAAAAAAUUCAGCAAUGAAGAAAAAUGUGUACAAGGGUGGUUCUUCAUCUAAUUUCAAAGGAAAGGGAAAUUGGAACAAAGGAGGAGAAAGCUCUAACAACUACCAAAAGAGUGAUUCUCAACAAGUAUCAAAAUGCAACUUUUGCAAGAAGAAUGGUCAUUUGGAAAAGAAUUGUUGGAACAAAGGAAAACCCCAAUGUCGCAAUUGCAAGAAGUAUGGAUAUUCGGAGGAGGAUUGUAGAUACAAAGGAGAUGAACAAGCCGAUAGAGCGGAAGAGAAAGAAGAAAAACAAAACUUGUUUUAUGCUUGUCAAAGUGCCGUAGAAACUUCUAAAAGCGAAGUGUGGUUUGUAGAUAGUGGUUGUACAACUCAUAUGUCCGGUGAGAAGAGCUUGUUUGUUGACAUGGAUAUAUCCGUAAACUGUCUAGUGAAGAUGGGGGAUGGAAACAUGGUUCAAGCUAACGGAAGAGGUACAAUUUGCGUGCAAACUAUCAAUGGAGAAAAAUACAUUAGAGAUGUGUUAUAUGUUACGGAUUUGGAACAAAAUUUUCUUAGUGUUGGGCAACUUGUGAAGCUUGGGUAUGCCGUUCAUUUUGAAGAUGGAUAUUGUACCAUUUAUGACAAGAAACAUAAGAACAAGAGAUAA